Messenger RNA from Plectropomus leopardus (leopard coralgrouper), 364 nucleotides. NCBI's taxonomy places the organism in Eukaryota, Metazoa, Chordata, Actinopteri, Perciformes, Serranidae. The record is from RefSeq and is a predicted model, not a curated record.
GGCAUCAACCUGAGCGGAGGGCAGAGACAGAGAAUCUGCGUGGCCAGAGCUCUCUACCAGAACACCAACAUCGUCUUCUUGGACGAUCCGUUCUCAGCGCUGGACAUCCACCUCAGUGAUCACCUGAUGCAGGAGGGAAUCCUCAAGUUUCUGCAGGACGAUAAACGGACCGUAGUCCUGGUCACACAUAAACUACAGUACCUCAUACACGCAGACUGGAUCAUAGCGAUGAAGGACGGCACAGUGCUGAGAGAGGGAACUCUGAAGGACAUUCAGACUCAUGACAUCGAGCUGUACGAUCACUGGAAGACCCUGAUGAACAGACAGGACCACGGCCUGGAGAAGGUACUGUCACAGAUAUACU